CAUGCUAUAAGGACGAUAUUCAGCGGAUGCACGUUAGUACGACAGAGAAAGCCAGCGAGUGUGCAGUGUGUAGCAGUUAUUUCCUGAGUUUUGUUCCUACCACACCGGUAAAACUUUGUUGUGGCCGAGAGGCAGUGACUAAGACUUGCCCAGACUCGAACCCCACACCCAGUGAUUCAUCGUUGUCGACAAACAGCGGUUUUUAUCCCCGACGCAUGGCUCUGAAGAUGGAAACGUCAUUUUACCACGACUCGGAGCUGCAACCGAUGCCGCACUCCAAGUACGCUAACCCGGGCUACUCCCGCAUUCCCGACCAAAAGCCCAACGUUUCAGGGCAUGAGAUGAGAAAAUCUCUCACUCUGGAUUUCGCAAAUACGAGCAAGAAGCCGCAUCUGCAGAACAUUCUGGGGACUCCUGAGCUAAAUCUCCUGAAGCUUGGUUCGCCGGAGUUGGAGCGGCUGAUCAUUCAGUCCAACGGGCUGGUCACCACCACCCCGACCCCAACACAGUUCAUCUUCCCCAAGAAUGUCACCGACGAGCAGGAGCAGUAUGCGGCCGGUUUCGUAGCGGCACUGGAGAGGCUUCAUCGCGAGGAAAUCGUCGAUCCAAACGGCCAACCUUGUGCGCAAAUGGCCACAAGUUCCACCGCGACGGCCUCCACCUCCUACCCGGGCGCGCCUCCACCGCUGUCCCACCAGCCGACCUACCAUACCCUCACCGCCAUGUCCACCACCACGGCACUUCCGGGUUCGACCGUCGAACACCACCCGACCCCCACGACCGCCGCCAGCACCGUGAGCGCCGCCUGCUCGAGUUCCACGGCACCACCCCUGCAGCACCAGGCGCUAAGCAGGCCGAUCAAGGAAGAGCCGCAGACGGUCCCGCACCAAGCGAUGAGCGCCCUCCCCACCGGCCCAAUCGACAUGGAAACACAAGAGCUGAUCAAGGCCGAGCGUAAGCGGUUGCGCAACCGAAUCGCCGCGUCCAAGUGCCGCAAGAGGAAGCUGGAGCGCAUCAGCCGCCUGGAGUCUAAAGUCAAGGACUUGAAAACACAGAACACCGAUCUUUCCACCACAGCAAACCAGCUUCGCGAACAAGUCUGUCAGCUGAAGCAGAAAGUCAUGGAACACGUGAACUCUGGCUGCCAGGUCAUGCUCACACAACAACUGUCUUUCAACUGACUUUCCCGCGUUAUAGGAUUACUGUAUCUUUGAACAUUUAACACUUUCGCGAACUGACAAUAGGACUUGGACAGUAUUACCAUGUUAUUUAUACCGUGAGACUUUCUCUACUGCGAAAGGAUGUUUGUUUGAGUUCGUAAGUUGCUGUGCAUCUUAUGUAUGUCAUGAAUGAAGUUUGUUGAAUGAUAACAAUGAUUAUAACGCUGCGGCUGGAACGUUGAGCGUGAAAGCCUGCAGUUAUAAGCCAGUGCAUUGUGUGCAAGUUGCUUCUCUGUCAAGGCAUUUAUAUAUUAAGGUACGAUUAGCAAAAAGGUGAAAUUGGCACGUCGGCGAGCCGACUGAUACUAAAAUAUGCACCCUUUUCUACAGAUGGGGAAUUGUAAUGUACAUAUUUUGUUACUUGGUUGAUAACGUUAGUUUCACGAGCUUUUGUAAUCUCGGAAAAAAAUUAUUUGGUGGAUAAAAAAAGCGUGGCGACAGCGUCGCUACAGCAUUGUGAAAUUAUUUAUACCAAAGAAGUUCUUUUUUUACAAGUUGUAAUUAAAUGAUGAAAUCACGUA
Branchiostoma belcheri (Belcher's lancelet) is the source of this 1741-nucleotide messenger RNA. Its product is annotated as transcription factor AP-1-like. Gene Ontology annotation, cellular component: transcription regulator complex. Gene Ontology annotation, molecular function: RNA polymerase II cis-regulatory region sequence-specific DNA binding; transcription factor binding; DNA-binding transcription factor activity, RNA polymerase II-specific. Gene Ontology annotation, biological process: regulation of transcription by RNA polymerase II; regulation of cell cycle; regulation of cell population proliferation. The transcript is spliced from 2 exons. NCBI's taxonomy places the organism in Eukaryota, Metazoa, Chordata, Leptocardii, Amphioxiformes, Branchiostomatidae. Bases 27 to 1181 code for a protein of 384 amino acids. The record is from RefSeq and is a predicted model, not a curated record.